UCUAGCUUAACUCCAAAAGCCAACAUGAUUCUUUUUCAAGUGUCUGUUCCAAUCAGCUUAGAAAAGGAAAUAGCCAGCAAUCACUCAGUGAUAAUUAAAAAUAACACUGGACAAUAAAUUAAUAUGACUAUUAAAUGUUCAACUGAGUGUGGAAAUAAUGCAAUUCUUAAAAGACCAAAAACAGGUGAUGCCCUGUGCAAAGAAUGUUUUUUUCAUGCAUUCGAAACAGAAAUUCAUUACACAAUAGUAAAUGGUAAAUUAUUUAAACCUGGAUAUAAAAUAGCAAUCGGAGCAUCUGGUGGAAAAGACUCCACAGUUUUAGCUUAUGUAUUAAAAACACUGAAUGAGAGAUAUAAUUAUGGACUUGAUUUAUUUCUUCUUUCAAUUGAUGAAGGGAUUACUGGGUACAGAGAUGACAGCUUAAAAACUGUACAACAAAAUCGAGAUGAUUAUGAGAUGCCUUUGAAAAUUCUUUCUUAUAAAGAUUUGUAUGGAUGGACUAUGGAUGAGAUUGUUAAACAAAUCGGCCGUAAAAAUAAUUGUACAUUUUGUGGAGUAUUUCGACGACAGGCUUUAGAUAGAGGAGCAGCUCUUCUUGGUGUUGAUUGCAUCGCUACAGGUCAUAACGCUGAUGAUAUUGCAGAGACGGUGUUGAUGAAUAUUCUUCGAGGAGAUAUAGCAAGGUUACAGAGAUGUACAUCUAUCAUUACGUCAGGGCAAGACACGAUAAUGCGAUGCAAACCACUCAAGUACACAUAUGAAAAAGAGAUAGUGAUGUAUGCUUAUUUCAAAAAAUUGGUUUAUUUUUCAACGGAGUGUAUUUUUGCACCCAAUGCUUACCGAGGGCAUGCGAGGACAUUUUUAAAGGAUCUUGAGAAGGUACGACCGUCUUCUGUCAUUGACAUUAUCCACUCAGGUGAAAGAUUUCAAGUUAAAGAAUCAGUUAAGACACCGACGAGAAGAAAUUGCAGUCGAUGUGGUUUUGUUUCAAGUCAAGAAGUUUGUAAAGCUUGUGUUUUGCUUGAAGGUCUUAAUCGUGGUUUACCCAAGUUAGGAAUUGGUAAAUCGCAAAAAGCAUUGCAACUAGUUACUUCGGAAUAUCUCCCAGAAAAGUCUAAAUUAGUAGAAAUUUAGUAUUAAUUAAAAUAAUAUUUAAAUAAUAUAUAUUUUUAUUUUGUAUAAAUAUAAUAUAUUUUUAUGUCAAAGCCA
Molecule: messenger RNA, 1209 nt
Organism: Chelonus insularis
Lineage: Eukaryota; Metazoa; Arthropoda; Insecta; Hymenoptera; Braconidae
Gene: Ctu1
Product: Cytosolic thiouridylase subunit 1
Exons: 5
Coding region: 124-1134 (336 amino acids)
Biological process (GO): tRNA wobble position uridine thiolation
Cellular component (GO): mitochondrion; cytosolic tRNA wobble base thiouridylase complex
Molecular function (GO): tRNA binding
Source: RefSeq, a predicted model, not a curated record